AUGCGUAGACCAAGGCUAGCACUAGCCAGUCUGGCCUGUCUGUUCGCUACCGCGACGGCGAGCAGUCUUCCCGUCGUGGUCUGGCACGGUCUGGGCGAUCGAUUUGACGCCAAGGGACUAACAUCUCUGGCCGACUACUUCAGAGAGAGCGUGCCGGAUCUGUUCGUCUACUUUGUCAGGCUGAGCGAUGACGGCUCACAAGACGCCAAGUCGUCCUUCUUCGGCAAUGCUGCUGUCCAAGUCGCCCAGGUGGCCCAAGAUCUCAGAUCACAGCCUGAGCUCGCCCGAGGGUUUCAUGGGAUCGGGUUCUCUCAGGGCGGCGUACUGCUGCGAGCCUAUGCAGAGGUGUUCAACGACCCGCCUGUGAAGAAUCUGAUCACGCUGGGGAGUCCCCAUAUGGGCGUGAGCGAGCUACCGCCUUGCCGACCGGGCGAUCUCGUCUGUCGCGCUUCAGAGUGGGCACUCCGAGCGGGCGUGUACACAGACUAUGCUCAGACGUCAGUCGUGCCCGCUCAGUACUUCCGCAACCAGGACGAUAUCGCGCCUUACUUGCGCAAGAACCUCUGGCUCAGGUUGAUCAAUAACGAACGAUGGGGAGACGGACAGGUAGGCGGCAGCGAGGAUUACUUGGACGAGCACGAGAGCGAAGGAGCAGACGAGUCCGAGCGCAACGCGACCUAUGCCGACAACCUGGCCAGUCUGAGCAACCUUGUCUUGAUCAGGUUCACAAAGGAUAUCACUGUCAUUCCUGCCGCUUCGACCCAGUUUGGUCUGCUCAACCUGACGAGCGAGCAAGGGCUGAGUAUUCCCAUGCACUCACUGCCGAUCUACAAAAGAGACUACAUCGGUCUACGUCGACUUGACCAGGCAGGUAAGAUACAAUUCGAGAGCUGUGUGGGCGCACACAUGGAGAUCGACCAAGCCUGUCUCGACCUCAUGCUCCACUGGAUCGAGCCCAGUUCAGCCAAGAAUGCAUUCGUCAUUCAGUCAUGA
This is a messenger RNA of Mixia osmundae IAM 14324, 993 nucleotides long. RefSeq lists its product as uncharacterized. The record is from RefSeq and is a predicted model, not a curated record. Gene Ontology annotation, molecular function: thiolester hydrolase activity; palmitoyl hydrolase activity. NCBI's taxonomy places the organism in Eukaryota, Fungi, Basidiomycota, Mixiomycetes, Mixiales, Mixiaceae. Gene Ontology annotation, cellular component: lysosome. The transcript has a single exon. Bases 1 to 993 code for a protein of 330 amino acids.